Prorocentrum cordatum is the source of this 387-nucleotide messenger RNA. The record is from the annotation of a GenBank genome assembly. Lineage: Eukaryota; Dinophyceae; Prorocentrales; Prorocentraceae.
AUGCGCGCUUGCUUUGCCUGGCAAGCGAAGCUCAAAAGGUCAACGCGAUGGAUGAGAGGCGAGAGCGCUCCGUGGGUGCACGGCAUUUGGUUCAUGCGGCUGUGCAGGCGUUGUCGCAUCAGUCCUGCGCUCUUCGGUGAUGUCGGCAACUUCGCCCAGACGCGAGGUGGCCUCUCCACUACGUUUCCCACCGUCGCCACCGUCGCUGCCAACGUGCGACGCGGUGGAGCAGAUCGACACACGUCUGGGCAGAUUCUCCUCGGCCUCAAGAGCGGUCAUCGACUUCGACAUGAUGCUGGACCGACGCCCUCGGUUCUUGUCGCAGCGCCGCCGGAAGAGCUCGGAGAUGCCAAUCACCACAAACCCUGCGCCCACCGUGAGAAUUGA